Molecule: messenger RNA, 10860 nt
Organism: Linderina pennispora
Lineage: Eukaryota; Fungi; Kickxellomycota; Kickxellomycetes; Kickxellales; Kickxellaceae
Exons: 6
Coding region: 1-10860 (3619 amino acids)
Biological process (GO): long-chain fatty acid biosynthetic process
Cellular component (GO): fatty acid synthase complex
Molecular function (GO): holo-[acyl-carrier-protein] synthase activity; enoyl-[acyl-carrier-protein] reductase (NADH) activity; 3-oxoacyl-[acyl-carrier-protein] synthase activity
Source: RefSeq, a predicted model, not a curated record
AUGGCCAAGGGCACCACACUUGAGCAUAAUACAGCAGCUAGGUUGAAGCCAAUGCAUUGGUUUGCUAAAGAAAAUCGUCUCGCUAUCUCACUUUUCUUGCAAACAUUGCACGUCUUAACCACUCAAGAACCAACUCACAGAACUUACUUCAACAUCUCCCGCAGAAUGAACCUGUUUAUCUGCAAGGUCGCACUCGCAUCUGGCGGGGUGGCUACUAACAUCCCCAUUCCUGGUGACAACUUCCCUGUCGCCAAGGAGCUCGCUACGUCUUUUCUGGAUGGCGGUCCUCCUGCUGUUUCCACGGAAAUCGAACUCAUUGCACUCUUUUUGGCAUACUGCAGCUCCCGUAAUCCCGAUGUGGCCGUUGCCGUGUUCCUUCACCUCCAUCAAGGAUUCUGUCCUGACGAGAACAUCCACGUUGUGGUCCAGCAGCUGAACCUGUCUGCCGAGCAAGCGCGCACCGUCCUGAAGGGAUAUUAUUCGGUCUGGAACAUCCUUGAGGCGCGCCAGCUGCUGCCCGAAGUUCCUGUUCCCGCCAUCUUCUCGGAUGUGAACAUCAGGCUUGCUGUCAUGUUUGGUGGGCAGAGCGGAGCAGAAAGCUGCCUUGACGAAGCAGGGUGGCUUCUUGACGUUUACGGCCCGCUGCUGUCAGAUUUUGUUACCCAUAUGUCUGACUUCCUCAAGCGCGAAUCCGCUGACCCCCUAAUGGCGAAAGUCCAUUCGCGCCCACUAGACAUUGGUAGCUGGCUUACUUCUCCCGAUGCAAUGCCUGAUGCCAGGUAUCUGGCAAUGUCACCAGUUGCAAUACCCAUACAAGGACUAGCUCAAGCGAUGCAUGUGACUGUCUUGUAUAAGGCACUCCAUGUAAACCCAGGCGACCUUGUCUCACGCUUUAAUGUUGCAAUUGGACACAGCCAAGGUAUAUCCAUGGCUGCUGCCUUUGCUUCCGUGACUGACGAGGCAUCAUUCUAUGCCAUCACCGAGAAGGUGCUCGGUAUCCUCCUUGCGAUGCCAGCGAUUUUACGGUUUGAUUUCAUUUCCAACGCAUCGCAGACAGACAUUUGUGGACCUCCCUUAUGCUCUGGUGAACUAUCCAUGCCCAUGGUCUCUGUUAGUGGCCUGGAUAAAGCAACGUUGGAGUCGUUCAUUACUGCUUUUAAUGCGGAUCGCACAGACGACACGUCAAGGGUCAAUUUGACCCUAGUCAAUGGCCCCUCAGACUUUGUCGUUUCUGGACACCCAGGCGCUAUUUCCCACUUUGAUUGUUACAUCAGCAUGCACACAAUCUUGCCGACAGUGGAUCAGUCGUGCAUCCAAUUUUCUCAGCGCAAGCCAGUUGCUGUCGUUAGCCCGCUUAGCAUAUCUGAACCGUACCACUGCGAUCUCCAACUAGAGAACGCGUUUAAGGUGUACGAGUUUGCAGCUGCUAAGGGGUGGGUUCUUCACGCUGACACUCUUCGCAUCCAAGUCAAUGGUGGAGAUGAUGGGCACGAUCUUCGCGAUGAAGCUGAUCUCACUCGGUUCUUGAUUGACAGCAUGGUUAUGCACCGUGUCAACUGGCCGGUAGCCGUCAACAGCACUGAUACCACGUUUAUCAUCGACCUCAGUCCAGGUGGCUUCAGCAUCUUUGGGAAAUACACCAGAGACAUUCUGGACGGCUACGGCAAAACUGUCAUCAGCACCAGCUCGCUUAUUGCUAACACCAAGUUGCGCAUGGGGUCUAAGGCCGAUUUGUUCAAGAGGAAUAUAUCCGACGUCUUCUCAGCGCCAAACUGGCAGAGUGCUUUCGGUCCACGCCUUGUUCGAACCGCACAUGACGGCCAGCUUCAUAUUUGCACCCGCAUGUCCCUCACUCUUGGACUCCCGCCUGUGAUGGUUGCAGAGAUGAUGCCGACUACGUCCAACGAACACUUUGUCGCAGCUAUCAGCAAUGCUGGGUACUAUGUCGAGCUUGCCGGCGACGGGAUGUUUAAUGAGAAGCUGUUCUGCGAGAAGGUUAAGAACUUGGUCAAUCGCCUUGAGCCUGGCAGUGGAUUCGCUUUUAGCGCCGUCUACAUGAACCAGAAGCAGUGGGUGUUCCAAUACCCAGGUAUCCUGCAUAUGCGUCGAGAGGGAAUACCGAUCACAGGGCUCCAUAUUAGUGGUAGUGUUCCCUCAGUUGCUGUCGCCAACGGGAUAAUUGCGAACUUGCGCAAUGCAGGCAUAAAGCAUGUUGCCUUCAAGCCCGGGUCAGUGGCUACAAUUCUCCAGACACUCGCGAUCGCCGGGGCAAACCCUGACUUCCCAGUCAUUAUCCAGUGGACUGGCGGUCGCGGUGGUGGCCACCAUUCGUGUGAAGACUUCCACAGGCCAAUUCUGGAGACCUACAGCAAGAUCCGGUCACUGCCGAAUACCAUCCUGGUCGUUGGGUCAGGGUUCGGCGAUGCCGACAGCAUUCUGCCAUAUCUCUCCGGCCAGUGGAGUGUCCAGUUUGGAUAUGCGCCUAUGCCUGUUGAUGGAGUAUUGUUAGCGUCGUGUGUCCUCACUGCAAAAGAGAGUGCCAUAUCUCUGGAAGCAAAGGAGCUCAUUGCGGCAGCCACUGGCGUUGAGGACAGCGAGUGGGAGUCAUCAUAUACUGGCAAUGCUGGCGGAGUGAUAUCAACAUUGUCGGAUUUGGGAGAACAUGUCCAUAUUCUAGCUACUCGAGCUGCACUGGCUCUCAGAGAGUUGAACGACAUGAUAUUCUCAAAGCCCCUCGCUGACCAGCUGCCGACAAUCAUGGCAAACAAGGAUCAUAUCAUUAAGCGGCUCAAUGUGGACUGUGCGCGGCCAUGGUUUGGCAAGAAAUCCGACGGUCGGGUGGUUGAUCUGGAAGAGAUGACGUACCUGGAAGUACUCAAUCGACUUGUGGAGUUCAUGUACGUCGCAGACAAGUCCAGGUGGCUGGAUGUGUCCUACUGCAGACUUUUUGGGAAAUUCAUUUCGAGGGUUGAGGACCGAGUGUCUAGGGCAGAAAUCACCCGGGCAUUCAAGUAUGAUAUACAGCUUCAAAAUCCAUCAGGGAUCAUUAAUUGGCUGGUCAAAAACUACCCAGAGAUAAGCUGCACUCAUAUUGCGCUUGAGGAUGUUCAGUAUCUGGUCUGGCUUUGCAAGCGUUCUGGGACCAAGCCAGUUCCAUUCGUUCCUAUCCUCGACGCCGACCUGCAUGUCUGGAUGACAAAGGACAUGUAUUCACAGGCUGAGGAUUUGGAUACAGUUGUUGACAGAGAUGUCCAGCGUACCGUUGUUGCCUUGGGUCCUGUGUCUGCAAAAUAUGUUACCACAGUCAACGAGCCAGUCAAGGAUAUACUCGACCGUGUUUACACCGGGCUAACGGAAAAGCUUAGCAUGUGCAAUUUCGAUAAGGAUGCAUCUCUAGUCCGUCCUUGCGAGUACCUUGCACCAGAGCCUUUUCCAGUAUCGCUCCCUACCUCGGUUGCAGUGGCUGUUGAUGAGUCAAGCCGCACAUACAAGCUCCCAACCGAUGCAGCACUGCUUCCAGAUCCUGAUGUAUGGCUGGAGGCACUGGCAGGUCCUACUCAGAGCUGGCUUCGUGCACUUCUCACAUCGCCAGUUGUAGCUCGUAAGUCACUGUAUGCUGCAAAUCCAAUAAGGCAGGUUCUGCGACCGAUGGCAGGGCAGACAGCGGAGGUGGUCUUUGCUGGCGAUAGGCCGGUCAAGCUCGAUAUCCAUGGACCAACUGGGCUAUUGGACAUUCGCAUACAGCUCCAUGGUGAGAAGAAUAUUCUGAUGAUUAUUUACCAUCGGAUUGGCGAGGACCAGUUUGAGAUUCAGUUCCCUUACAUCUACAUGCCAUCCAAACCAGCAGCACUUGUUGCUGAAGACGUUGAGGGCCGGGACUUGUCAUACCGCAAUGCAUUCCUUGACAUCUAUGGAAUAGCAGCUGAGUCCGCCGACAUGGGCGGGAGUAGUCUGUAUCGACUCUUUUCGGAUAUUGAGCACAAGCCAUUCGCUGUAACGGAAGACUUUGUUCAGAGAUACUGCUCGAGUGUUCACAACUCAUCAAAAUAUUAUAAAAAAGCAGUCGGCGAGCAACAUCUGGCUCCAAUAGACAUUUUCCUCAGCGCCAUGACCAAGCAGACGCUUUCUAUUAUGACCACUCCUCCACUUUAUCAAGGACUUGUUGGAGUUCUCCAUCAAUACCAUAACGCCGAGUAUGUAUCAGGCGUGGCGAUACUGCGUGUAGGAGAUACCAUUGACUACCAAGUAGCUCUUACUGCUCUUGAAAACGUGGAUUCGGGUCUGAAAAUCACACUUACGACAAAGUUUCACCGUGAAGGAGCACUCAUUGCUACGUCUAAAGAUGUCCUCAUCUCGCCUAAUCAGCAUGUUGCAUACAGCCAGACGUUUCGAUCAGGUGAUGAACCCGUACGACGCAUGCUAAUUAUAUCUGAUGUGAUGCCAGCAGUUCUUGAAUCCAAUGAGUGGUUUACUUGCAAGGAAUCUCCUGAACCGUUCAAGAUUUUGCCUGGGGAUAUUCUGGAGUUCAAACUUCAUUCUCUGUACCGGUUCAAAUCCAAGAAUCUGUAUUCCAAGAUCAAGACAGCUGGACCUGUGUAUCGCUUACAAGCCUAUGGGGAAUUCGAGCACAUCGCUGAUGUCUAUUACGAGGGAGAUGGUGUUUGUGGAAACCCUGUCUUACAAUAUCUAGACGAAAAUCAUCUAGAAAGUAUUGGUUUUGUGCCUAUUGAGCAUGGGGGAACGGCAUCAUGGCAAGCAGGAAAUUCUGGCAUCUUGUCUAUGAAUGCUCCAUCAGAGAACUGGGAGUUUGCGCAUGCUUCUGGCGAUCAGAACAUGAUGCAUACUAAUCCGUAUAUAGCUGCAUAUCUGGGAGAAUCGGAAAUGCUUUGCCAGGGUAUGUGGACAUCUGCUGCAACCCGUGCUAUUGUCGAACGAGUUGUUGCUGAUAACGACCCUCGGCGCAUGCGCUCAUACAGCGUCCAGUUUGUUGGAAAGGUCUAUCCAAACGAUAAACUUCGGGUGGAGCUGUCUCACACGGGAAUGAACGACGGAUACAUGGUUAUCGAUGGCAAGACGCUAAACCAGAAUGGGGAAACAGUGCUGACGCUCACAGCUGAGGUUGCCCAGGCAAAGACUGCAUAUGUCUUUACUGGGCAGGGGUCACAGUUUGUUGGCAUGGGGAUGGACCUCUACAUGUCAUCCACAGCUGCCAGAGAUGUGUGGGACCGAGCUGAUAGACACAUGCUGAAGAAGUAUGGAGUUUCUCUUCUGAAAAUAGUCCAAGAGAAUCCGAGAGAGUACUUGGUUAAACUCGGUGGCAAGAAAGGCUCACCAAUUCGUACAAACUACCUCUCUUUGGUACGUGAAUAUGACGGCAAGAUAGAGCAGCUGAUUCCGGAGAUCACUCAGUCAUCAAAAUCAUACACGCACCGGUGUUCAAAUGGCUUGCUCAAUGCGACACUGUUCACACAGCCGAUCCAGACGGUGAUGUCGCUAGCUCAGGCUGCAGACAUGCGUGCUCAUGGUCUUAUCCAGGAUGAUGCCAUUUUCGCUGGCCAUUCGCUUGGUGAGUUUGGGUCACUCGCAGCAAUUGCUGAGAUUGUUUCUGUCGAGAAUGCUGUCGACAUUGCUCUCUAUCGCGGGCUUUUGCUCCAUACAUCAGUAGAUCGGGAUGCCAAUGGCUGCUCCCAGUAUGCGAUGGUAUCUGUUCACCCGCAGCUUGUUGGAAACAACUUCAGCGAGGCCAAUCUAAUCCAAAUUGUUGACCGUAUUCGUGAGCGGAAGCAGCAGCUCCUAGAAGUUAUCAACUACAACGUUCGUGGACAGCAAUAUGUUGUCACAGGACAUGUGGAAAGCCUAUAUAUCAUGUGUAUGGCUGUAGAAGAGCUCUCGUUAAGAUUUCUGUCAUUAACAGAGUCGAGAGUGGAUGAUCUAUUAUCAAGCACUAUCGAUGAUAUACUGGCUUCCCAUCCUAAUGAACAGAUAUUGCAAAAUGGCCGAGCGACAACAGUAAUACUUGGUGUUGAUGUUCCAUCGCAUUCAAGUCAGAUGUCUACGAUUUGCUUGACCAAAGGAUCCUACAUAUACAAAGGCUUCCCUUAUUACUCUGUGGGAGUUAUUGAGGAUAUCCUUCAAGUCUGGAGCACAGAUGAUGAUUGUCCGUCAAAGGAAAUGGCAUCAGUUGCACGGACUCUUCUUAUUGAGCUUUUAUCUUUCCAGUUUGCUUCGUCAGUAAAAUGGAUUGAGACACAGGACGUGAUGUUCAACAGGUGUUCUGUGAAGCGCCUGGUCGAGAUUGGUCCAAGCUCAACACUGUGCCGUAUGACAACCCAAACUUUGGAGAGCGACAAUUGGUUGCGCAAAGAAGUUGCUACUCUACAUGCACUCAAGGAUAAAGAUGAGGUGUACUACAUAGGUGCUCAAAGAGAUGCUGUACCUACUAACCCAUUGCUGUUAAGGUCAGCUCAGAGUUCAAGCACUAAACCGAGCAUUCAAGAGAAACCAUUUGAGCCCCAAAUUCCUGCCGUGGAGAAACAGGUACCUUCGCUUCCUGUUCUGCCAGCUGUGGUCUCAUCUGUUGAUGAUGUGCCUAUUCCAAUUGUUGACAUACUGGUAACAGUUAUUUCACGAAAGCUCUCUAUGGCUGUUCCUGAGAUCAAUCCCAACAAGUCGAUUAAGGAACUUGUAGCUGGAAAGUCAAUGGUGCAAAAUGAACUAUUUGGUGAGUUCCAAAAGGAAUUUGGUAAGAAACUUCCUGAUCAUGCAGAGGAGCAGCCCAUAGAGGAGCUUGCCAAGAAGCUUGGAAGCACUACGGACUCCCUUGGCAAGCACUCUCAGUCGCUUGUCGGCAAACUGCUGACUAGCAAAUUCCCAAGUGGGUUCACACUGUCAGCUGCUCGUUCUUAUUUGAUGGAUAAAUACGGGCUGGGUCCGCGCAGACAAGAUGCCUUGCUACUAUUGUCAAUUACUAUGGAGCCACCAAAUCGACUUGCUGAUGAUAAUGCAGCCCAUAUUUGGUUGGAGACAGCUGCCCAAAAGUAUGCAAGACAUGUAGGAAUACCAUUGACGGCUGCAACACAAACUGGAAAUAGCAGUGGCAACAUGGCAAGUUCGGUUGUUAUCAACAGCGCUGAAUUUGACAAGGCUCAGAGGAACCAAAGAAAAUUAAUUCUUGAUCAGAUAGAGACGCUCGCGAGACAUGCAGGCCAUGAUAUGCGCCAAGGUGCCAGAUCAGCUAAUGAGCAGCAGUUGGAGAUUGCAGCUCUCGAGCUCGACAUUAAUGAAAUUAAACGAGAGGUUGGUGACAAGUUUAUCGAAAAAACCAGAAUGCAGUUUGAUGCAUACAAGGCUCGUCACUUUGACUCAUACUGGAACUGGGCCCGUCAGGAUGUGUUUGAGUGGAUCUCUGGGAUUCUGAGUGGAGAGAAGCCAAGUAUGGAUCAGGAUACAUAUAUGAAACGUAUCCACAUGCUCAAGAACCGGUCCAAUCCUGGACUGCUCUCGAUGUUGCAGGCAUUUAUUGAGACUCUCAAAGAAGCCCCUAUCCCUUUUUCCCAACAUGCUCUGAAACAAGCAGAUAUCAUAUAUGCUGCCUGUAAGGAGUCAGAAAAUGUGGCACCUGUCUAUAAAGAGCUUUCAACCCCAAUGCGACCACAUACUGAGGUUACUCAUAAAGGUGAUAUCGUCAGUUCCGAGAUUCCUAGGGAAGGCGAGAAAUCGAUAUGUGACUACAUCAAGAGUAUGAAAAGCACCAACCAGGAUGGAUUGCCUUUGCUACAUAUGCAUGAAAAGCAUGCUGGAAACACUUGGUCAUAUGACAAGGAGUUGACUGAUGAAUACUUCAGUUCGAUGGAGGACGCGGCGGUAAACGGUAUAUCGUUUGAAGGCAAAUGUGCACUGGUUACCGGGUGUGGAAAGGGAUCCAUUGGCUCAGGAUUGGUCGAAGGCUUGCUAUCUGGUGGAGCUAAAGUGGUUGCUACAACGUCCAAUUAUUCCCUGUCGUCAAUCCGAUUCUUCGAGGAGAUGUACCGGAAGUUUGGUUCUCGCGGAUCUGAACUGAUUCUUGUCCCUUUCAACCAGGCAUCAUCAUGCGAUGUAGAGGCCCUCAUCCAAUAUAUCUACAAUGACGAUGGCCUUGGCUGGGAUCUGGACUACAUUGCCCCAUUUGCUGCUUUCCCAGAACAUGGCAAAGAUGCAGCAAGUGUAGACUCCUAUUCUGAGCUAACAAUCCGUAUCCUUCUGACUAAUCUGUUCCGGAUAAUAGGACAGGUUAAAGCAGCUAAGAUAAGGACUGGAAACAUCCUCCAGCCAUCGUUACUUAUUCUACCACACUCGUACAACCGUGGAAUGGUAGGCUAUGAUGGGAUGUAUGGUGAAACAAAGGCAGCCUUGCAUACACUGUAUAACCGUUGGCAUUCCGAAUCAUGGUCUGAAUAUAUCUCCAUAACGGGGGGUGAUAUCGGAUGGACUCGUAGCACAAACAUGACAUUUGGAAGUGCAAAUGUGUAUGUAGCCAUGGAAGAAAUUGGCAUGCGUACGUUCUCUCGUGAGGAAAUGUCUUUCAACAUACUUUGCCUGCUAUCACAAAGAAUGGAAGAGGCAGCGCACAGCAAUCCUGUGUUUGGCAACUUCAAUGGCAUGUACAAGGUAAACGAAGGCUUUGGGAAAGAUCUGGAGAAAAGUCGCUCUGAACUUAAAUACGCUACCAACGAAAGAAAGGUAAUAAAUGCAGCCUAUUGCCUAAAGUUCAUAGCGGAGAAUACGGAGGCCAUAUUACGAGUGGAACAGGGAAAUAAGACGAUGCCCCGAGCCCAGCACAGAAUCGACGCACCACUUGUAAAGUCAUAUGAACAGCUCGAACACCUAAGAUGCCUGGAGGGCAUGCUCGACUUGGAUAAAGUUGUCGUUGUGACAGGGUUUGGCGAAGUUGGAGGAUUUGGGAAUGCAGCCUUGCGCUGGGAACAGGAGGCGCAUGGUGUGUUUUCAGUGGAAGGCUGUAUUGAGCUGGCAUGGAUGAUGGGGCUGAUCAAGAGGUUCUCAGGCGAUCAUCCUGACACUGGAAGUUAUUACAUUGGUUGGGUUGACGCAAAGACACAGGAGCCAGUGCAUGACAUGAACAUCAAGGCAAAAUACGAGCCAUAUAUCUUGGAACAUACCGGUAUUCGUGCUGUUGAGCCAGAAGUUUGGGGGGAGGAUGCGGUGAAUAUGAAGUCCUUCAUCCGCGAGCUUCAAAUCGAUCAGGACAUGCCUCCAUUUGAGACCAGUGCAGAGGAAGCUGUUCAUUUCAAACAGGCUAAUAGGGACAAAGUUGACAUAUGGGAGAACCCUGAUGGGACAUGGUCUGCGGCUACUUUUAACGGCGCCCUUUUAUCUCAAUUGCCCACCGGAUGGGAUCCAGUUCGGCUAGGAAUACCCAAGGGCCUUGCACAGGGUAUGGAUGAGUUGAACCGCUACACACUCAUUGCUGCGAUGGAAGCGCUUCUCAAAUCUGGCAUUACAGAUCCAUAUGAGCUCUACCAGUACUUCCAUGUUUCGAAGGUUGGUCACUCAGUUGGAUCUUGUUUAGGUGGAGCACAAAGUAAUACAGACUUGGUACGCGGCAGGUAUAUGGACAAGAAUGUGCACCCGGGCAAGUUGAUCGAGUGCUCUGUCAAUAAUAUGAGUGCAUGGCUCAAUACGCUUCUGUUCUCGGCAUCUGGCCCAUUAAAGCCGACUGUUGGCGCAUGUGCUACUUCAGCCAUCGCGCUAGACCUUGCUGCAGAAUCUAUUAUCCAAGGAAAAGCGGAUAUUAUGAUUGCUGGUGCAGGCGAGGGGUAUACCAGUGAUAUGUCAUAUGAGUUGAGUUUGAUCAAUGGCAUCGUGAAUCCUACGGAUGAGCGCAUCAAAGGAAGAGAUCCUAAGGAGUGCUCACGGCCCUGUACAUCUACCAGAGGUGGGUUUGCUGAGAGCUAUGGCUCAGGGAUGGCCGUUCUAAUGUCAGCCUCUGCAGCUCUCAAAUAUGGUGCGCCAAUCUAUGGAAUUUUGGCAAUGACUGCCACUGCCACCGACAAGUCAACACGUAACUCGGGUGCCCCAGGCCAAGGAAUAUUGUCGAUUGGAAAGGAGAGUCCUACCCUGUCAGACUUGCAACUGCUUGAUAUCCAUUAUAGGAGGCAGAUGCGUGACGCACAGCUGGCUGCACUAGAUCGUAUCAGCAAUGCCAGCGUGGUGAACAAGAUGAAAAAGGCAGCUAAGACAACAUGGGGCAACGACUUUUACAAAAUGGGUGAGUCUAUCUCGCCCCUUCGUGCUGCACUAGCGACAUGGGGUCUUGGUGCAGAUGAUAUUGGGCUGGCGUCAUUCCAUGGAACAUCCACCAAGCUGAACGAUAAGAAUGAGUCCAACAUUGUGAACAUACUCAUGAAGCAAAUUGGACGCACGCCUGGUCUUCCAGUCCCUGUUGUUUGCCAGAAGUGGAUUUUAGGCCAUAUGAAAGCAUCCUCUGCGAGUUGCUCCAUGCAUGGUAUUCUUCAGUCAAUGACGACGGGGCUGAUUCCAGGAAAUAGGAAUGCUGACAAUAUUGAUAAAGAUUUUGAGCGGUUUGAGCAUCUCGUCUAUCCGAGUAAGACUAUCCAUGUGCCGACUAUCAAGGCCGCGCUAUUCACAUCGUUUGGAUUCAGCCAGUCCAAUGGAGCAGGACUUAUCGUUCAUCCGGACUACCUAUUUGCCGCACUUUCAAAGGAGGAGCUGGACGAGUACACAACUAAAAGUCGAAGAGCGUAUGAAGAAGUCAACUCGCUACCUGCAGGGUGCACUCCUUGGAAAUCACACGUAUUUCCAGGCAAAGGAAGCAGCCCCAUUCUCACAGGAACAAGAAGCUAA